This is a messenger RNA of Neoarius graeffei (lesser salmon catfish), 1698 nucleotides long. RefSeq names its product scleraxis bHLH transcription factor a (gene scxa). NCBI's taxonomy places the organism in Eukaryota, Metazoa, Chordata, Actinopteri, Siluriformes, Ariidae. The record is from RefSeq and is a predicted model, not a curated record. Gene Ontology annotation, molecular function: protein dimerization activity; DNA-binding transcription factor activity, RNA polymerase II-specific; RNA polymerase II transcription regulatory region sequence-specific DNA binding. The transcript is spliced from 2 exons. Bases 384 to 989 code for a protein of 201 amino acids. Gene Ontology annotation, biological process: regulation of transcription by RNA polymerase II; developmental process.
CACACGUGGAGCUCGACUCGGAGGCACAGAGCUAACGGCUGAGGGAGCGAGACGCAGAGCACGCGACCAAGUUUCAACGAAGCUGCGGAUAGACAGAUCCAACACAGCGGAUGUGAGUAAAGAACUUAAAAAGACAGAACACUUGUCAGUAGGAGGAUUUCUUAUGUCGUUUCACAAAAAAAAAAAAAGAAGAAAAAAAAAUCCAGUGUUCCAUGAGGUAUCCAUGUUGACGUGCACCUCAUGCUAGGAAGGAAUCAAAAGUGAGCAGACCGAGUCACGAUCCGGCACGCUGUAUAAUUUCUAGAUCCACGGCAUGACUGCAUGACUCUGGAGCGCCUCUGAGAUCUGAGCCAAAGAGUGCUCGAGAAGGUUUUUACACAACAAUGUCAUUUGCAAUGGUGCGUCCAGCCCCGAGCCGCUACCUGUACUCGGACAUCUCCAUGAUGUCCGAGGACGAGGAGAACGGCAGCGAGAGCUCGGGUUCGGACGACCGCUCCUUCCGACUGGACGCUUCUGCCUACGAGCUCAAGGUGGGCGGCAGGAAACGCAAACCGGGCAGUGGAGGAGGAGGAGGGCAGAUUGGUGCAGUGCUGCCAGGCGCUACAAACGGUCCACCAGGGGAGGUGCGGCAACGUAACGCCGCCAACGCGCGGGAGCGAGAUCGUACAAACAGCGUGAAUACGGCCUUUACAGCACUCAGGACUCUUAUCCCUACCGAGCCAGCAGACAGGAAGCUGUCCAAGAUUGAGACUUUGCGCCUUGCUUCCAGCUACAUCUCACAUCUUGGCAACGUCCUGUUGGUCGGCGAGGCCUGUGGUGACGGGCAGCCGUGCCACAGCGGCGGAACUUCAGCAGCCUACUAUCACCAUCACGGAUCUCCGACGCGAGAUUCGGAGAACUCGCAGCCCAAACAGAUCUGCACUUUCUGCCUCAGCAACCAGAGGAAAAUGAGCAAAGACAGAGAAAGAAAAACAGCCCUGAGGAAUUAAACACACAAACACACACACAGGAUGAAACAGAUGGACUUGCAGUGAAUCGAGGACAAUCACAAACUGUUCACUUGACUUUACAGUGUACAUAUGCAAAUUAAAAAAAAAAAAAAACAUAUUUAAUUGACUAUGUAAAUUACACUCGGACCCUUACCCGACCCUUGGGCUGGAACGCGAUUACGAUGACAACUGAACCUCUCACACAGCAGUGUCGAACCAUCACAGAAUCCAGCUAGUGCAGAUUCACUUCUACACCUGACAGGAACCCCACAUUUUCCAGCUUCAGCACAAAGAUAUUCAGCAAAAUAUAAAAGCUGGACCACAAAAAAAAAAAAAACCACCACCUCCGGAGACGAGCGACUGAACCCCAGGAAGAGAAGCAGCGCUGCAGUGGAACUGUACAAUCAAUCAGAGAGCGAGUGCUUAAAGCAAGAAACUAGGAAGAAGAACUGGGUCCAGACAUCAGGAUGAAGAGACACCGUGAGCGCUUUAACCCGACAGGUUAACGGGGGACGAACGGCGAUCAGCGUGUCUAACAAAUCAGACUGGAUCCUUAGAAAUGUGUCUUGCGCAAUUAGUCAAAUGUGCCUUUAGUUAAAUAAUAAAAAGCCAAUAAUUUAAUAAAUUUAAACACAAUAUAAUGUAUGUUUAAUAUGGCAAAACUCAUAUACUCGCUGUUCAUUAAAUUAAAAACAUAACACAAAGACAA